ACCUCAGCCCCGCUUCACGGCGCCCGGCUUCACCCCGGGCCCGCUUCGCCCCGGGCCGGGCCGGGGCCGUGAGGGCGGGAGAGGCGGCCCCGGCCCCUCAGCGCCAUCCGUCCCCCCGCUCCCGAGGCAGGAAGAAGAAUGUCCCAAAAACAGCUGAAAGAAGCCUUUAUCAGCAACCUAAACGGAACGAGUUUGCUGGAAAUUUCCGCAGGCUUGUCCCUGCCUCCGCUGUGCCUGCUCUGCAGAGGGCUCCUCCUGAUCCUGUACUACCUGCACCAUGGAAAACCUCUAAGCUCAAGGAAGUACAGCCUGCUGCUGGACUUCCUGGUGCUGGUGUCUCCUCUCCUGUUCUCCUGCACCGUCUUGUCUCCAAUCAUCUUCUUCAUACCAGUUAUCCUCGCUGCCUUCUGUGCCGGAAUAUUUUCCAAAAUAUACAGCCGGAGAAGACGGGAGGCCAGAGCACCCUUUGGGCAAAUCGUAGGAGAAUUCCAGAAGGCGUGCUUGGAUCCCGAGCGCAUUCCAGCGAUAACCGUGUUCCGUGUUUAUGUCAACGUGCUGACGUCCAUCAGCAUUUUGGCUGUGGAUUUCCCGCAGUACCCCCGGCGAUACGCCAAGGCCGAGACCUACGGCACCGGAGCCAUGGAUUUGGGGGUGGGAGCCUUUGUCUUUGGAAACGCUCUCGUUUGCCCUGAGGUUCGACGGCGGUCCCCCACGGCGCAGCCCAGGUUCUCCGGUCUGGCCAGGCAGGUGUUUUCCGUGUGGCCGCUGAUUUCCCUCGGUGUCGGGCGGCUGCUGAGCGUUAAAUCCAUCGAGUACCACGAGCACACCUCGGAGUACGGGGUGCACUGGAACUUUUUCUUUACCCUGGCGCUGGUGAGACUGGCAGCCUCUCUGCUUUUAGCCGUAUUCCCCAAACAUAAGGCUUGGCUGGUGGCUCUGGCUCUGGCUGUGCUCUACCAGCUCCUCCUCAGCACCACCUCUCUGAAGACGUUCAUCCUGCACGGGAGCGACGGCAGAGGCUCGCGGCUCGGCUUCCUCGAUGCCAACAGGGAAGGGCUGCUCUCCCUCUUUGGCUACCUGGCCAUCUACCUGGCGAGCGUGCAGGUGGGGCUGUGGCUGCUGCAGCGCAGGAGCUCGGUCAGGGGCUGGCUGGGAGCCCUCAGGGAGCUGGCUCUGGCCGUUCUGGCGCUCUGGGUGUUGCUGCAGCUGUGCCAGGCGUGCACCGAGCCCGUGUCCCGCCGCAUGGCCAACCUGCCCUUCUGCACAUGGGUGCUGGCGCACUGCCUGCUGCUGCUGGGCUUUUUUGUGCUCGCCGACCUCGCCCUGGUGUUCGCAAAGCUGCUGGUGAAGGGGUCCAGCGUGCCCUGCUGCUGGGAGGUCGUGCAGCCCCCCGAUUCCAGGGGAAAGCGCGGAAUGGAGGCCGUGCCGGUGGGGAGGCAGGACGAGCUGUCGCAGCUGUGCCUGAUUAGUGCUAUUAACAAAAAUCAAUUACUGUUUUUCUUGCUAGCGAAUGUCAUGACUGGUGCUGUGAACAUCCUGAUAGACACAAUCCACAGCAAGGCUGCCUUUACACUGUGCGUACUGCACCUGUACAUGCUCUUGAACUGUUUUAUCAUGUAUAUAUUGCACGCCAGAAAUAUAGUAUUAAAGUUUUGGUGAUUCCA
Hirundo rustica (Barn swallow) is the source of this 1664-nucleotide messenger RNA. It is a transcript of the gene PIGW, whose product is annotated as phosphatidylinositol glycan anchor biosynthesis class W. Gene Ontology annotation, molecular function: glucosaminyl-phosphatidylinositol O-acyltransferase activity. The record is from RefSeq and is a predicted model, not a curated record. The transcript has 2 exons. Gene Ontology annotation, biological process: protein localization to plasma membrane; GPI anchor biosynthetic process. NCBI's taxonomy places the organism in Eukaryota, Metazoa, Chordata, Aves, Passeriformes, Hirundinidae. The coding region runs from base 139 to 1659 and encodes 506 amino acids. Gene Ontology annotation, cellular component: endoplasmic reticulum; membrane.